Molecule: messenger RNA, 4225 nt
Organism: Asterias rubens (European starfish)
Lineage: Eukaryota; Metazoa; Echinodermata; Asteroidea; Forcipulatida; Asteriidae
Exons: 14
Coding region: 186-3056 (956 amino acids)
Biological process (GO): receptor guanylyl cyclase signaling pathway; cGMP biosynthetic process; intracellular signal transduction
Molecular function (GO): peptide receptor activity; guanylate cyclase activity
Source: RefSeq, a predicted model, not a curated record
UCUACCAUAUACCUUCAACCAGCAAGAUUCGCCGUCUACGCACUUCGUAAAACUUAGUCUUGUCUAAUUAAUAUCAUGAACUCCGAGGCUACCUGGACCCUGAACUUGGCACGGUGGUGUUUCCUCCUUUCAACAGACCAGCAUUCAUUAACCGUGACGUCAACGAGGAAGUUUGAGCGUUUAAUAUGGAAGUAAUGGCCCAGGCCUCUCCUAACAGCCACUCGUCCUUCGAGAUUCCCUCCCAGAUAAAUCUGGGUCGAUUCAACAUCAACCCCGUCACCCGCUGUGGCAAACGGCUCCAGAUGCUCAAGAUGUUACUCUUCCCUCUCACCCCUGCCAUCUGCCUCUUCGUCGUGACCGCCAUCAACUUCCAACAGGCGCUCAUGGCGCGCAACGAGAUGCGUGACUUCAACCUUGUAUUCCAGCAGUCGGUCGGUUUGGGGGACAUCAUGCACGCCAUCGAGAUUGAGCAGUCCCUGGCGACGCUGUACACACGCUAUGACGACGUCAGCCGGAUCAGCUUGAAUUCGAUCUACGCUGAGACCAACACUGCAGUGGAGGAGCUCCCGUACUGGCCAGAGGAAACCCGGUUCGUAUCAGGGGAGCAGUUCCUAUCGUUCCUGAAUAUCCAGAGGGAUAAGAGCCGACAGGAGAACACCACUACAUUCGAGCUUCUUCGCAUCUACUCCGACGUCAAGCGGGCGUUCCUGCCGCUCCUGACCGAGACCAUCCUGCUGACGAACCACGCCAGUCUCUGGAAGAACCUCGUGGCCUACUCCUUCAUUAUACGCUCGCAGGAACGCACCGGAGCAAUGUCGGCGUACGGAACGGAGUUCUUCCUUCUUGGUUUUCUCACGACCAACAACUACCUGACAUUCGUUCGGAACGAGGAACUGGCUAAUUUUUAUCUGAACACGUGUUUGAACUAUGUUCCAGAAACCCGUGACGUGUACAACAACAGACUGAUUGCAAGGCAGGUCGAUCCAAACGACGUGAAGAUUUUGAAAAAAGAGAUAUUUGCGAAUGAACUACGGGUCACUUGGGAGGCCUUAGCUUUACGAAAGUUGAGAUUGGCGGAUUGGCUUGGGAAUACCACGGCCCAGUUAAAGGUGAUUCGAAACGUCGGUGUUUAUAUCGAGACAAUAGUGAAAGAGCAACUGGUGAAAGAUAUUGGCUCCACGAAUGAUGAGAUUCUUGUUGCGGCCAUUUUGUUGUGCGUCGUGUGUUUCGUCACUCCAGUAAUUCUGAUACUCGUUUCCAAGGCAACAAACUCCAUACAAAAGUUCGCAUCAAAAAGAACUCUUGAGCUGAAUGCCGAAAAGAAAAGGAGCGAUUCAUUGCUCUAUCGGAUGUUGCCAAAACAGGUUGCUAAGCAACUGAAGAUUGGUGAUGACGUCAGUGCCGAGUCGUACGAACUCGUCAGCAUCUUGUUCAGUGACAUCGUUGGAUUCACUGAGAUGUCCGCACGAAGCGCCCCCAUGCAGGUGGUGAAUUUCUUGAACUUUCUCUACCAGUUAUUCGAUGAGCGUAUCGAGACGUACGACGUUUACAAAGUGGAGACGAUCGGUGAUGCUUACAUGGUGGCCAGCGGUCUACCCUUACGGAAUGGGAACCGGCAUGCCGGUGAAGUCGCGUCGCUGGCCCUGGACCUGAUCGAAAAAAUUAAGGACUGUAAGAUCCCACAUCUCCCCACUGAGAAUAUCCUCAUCAGGAUCGGCUUGCAUUCUGGACCUUGUGUUGCUGGGGUAGUCGGUUCUAAGAUGCCUCGAUUUUGUCUCUUCGGAGACACCGUCAAUACAGCCUCAAGAAUGGAAGCACAUAGCGAAUCAAUGAAGAUUCACACGAGCGCCGAGUGUCACAAAUUACUCGUCACGCUGGGUGGGUAUCUGUUGGAGUCACGUGGUAUGAUGGAAAUCAAGGGGAAAGGCUUGAUGCAGACAUAUUGGUUGUCAGGUUUCAAGCGUAACAUGUCACCAAGAAGUCCUCCAAGUGCAACUGUCUCCCUCGGAGUGCCGUCGCCCAAAAGUCGAUCAUUUCAAUCGUCUGGGUCAAACUCUGUCUCGAGGACGACUGUAAACCUGAAUACACCACACUUCACAAUGGAGACAACUCGACAUCUGCCGACUUGCCUGUUGUACAUGGUCAUAAUGGCACUAGUCGUGUCAUCAGUGGUCAACUCGACAGUGGAAACUGAAGACGCUUGUCAGACUCCAGGAAUUGAAACCCGCAUCUCAAAUCUGGAAGUAGCGUUGGUGACGGUAAACCAAGAUAACACCAAGAUGAAGAAGUUGAUCAUGGCUACACUGAAUGUGGUUCUGUCGCCAGAGGAGACACAAUGCGAGCACACACAGCAUAUAGCCGAGGUCAUUGGAGAUCUGCCUUUCAUCUUCAAUCAAGGCCAUAGCUCAUGUGCGUUGAUGGGGACAGCGGCGCACCCAGCAGCCUCUUGCAGUCAGCUACAUGAAGCUUGCCAGCGACCAAGUGGAGAUUAUUUUGUGAUAAUGAGAGGUAUUUUCACACAGGUGUACUGUGAGAUGAGCGAGUCGGAGGGCGGCUGGACUCGUUUCGGCAGCGCCGAUAUGGGCUCCGUGUGGAACUACCGGGACGAGUCGGAGACUGAAGUCACACUUACCAUCAUUUCAGCUGCGGACAUUAAGCUGGCCAAAGACCUGAACUUCAACACCUUCAGAGUGCUGACCGAUGUCGAGUUUCGCCUGCAGGCUGAUGACUCUACGAACCCUUCCAGUGUGGAGACAAGGUCCCUGCCGUGGUUGGAACCAGAGACUCUCACCAUCGGCGCUGGACGGGAUCACACUCGUCUUGAGUUGACUGAAGAUGGUGAUCGUAUGGCCUGUUUUGCUGGAGGCUCCAGCCGAUGCGGUGAGCAAGGGUUACCGAGAGUCGAUCAGCCCUCAGAUCGGCUCGUGAUCACCUCACUCUACUUUGGGCCCCGAGCCGUUUCACGGGGAGCCUAUGUGUCAUCUGCACAUACGACGACUUGGCCCAGAAAUCGCUAUACGUGGUCCGGAUCCUACUAUUACCUUUUGGCGAAAUAGACAUGAGUGCAGAAUUUAAACCCCCUUGCCUAUAAUCACAAUUGGCCUAAUAAUAGGGGUAUUUGGUACUCAUGAGUUUAGUAGCACGCACACUUCCUAAUACUAUUUUUGCUUAAUUUAGUUCUUUAGAUUUCUCACUAAUACUAAAAGUAAUAGGUAAGAGGAUUUGGUUCGUAGUUAUGCAACGCACAUUUUUUUGCAUUUGUUUAAUAAGAUCAAUAUUCCAGCAAAAGAACACAAGACAAAAACAGAAUAAUAAGGUAGGUCUACAUGAUAGUUUAGCUUUAUUCAUAGAUUGAAAUACAUUAGCAGUAGAUUAAUUAGCUUUUACUCACUUUACGUAAUACAUCAGUCGGACGCAAAGACGUGGGGGGGUACAAGGGAAUGUUUUUAAGGCGCUGUGCACUAUUGGUAAUUACUCAAAAACGAGCAAUGGAGAGAUGUUGACAGUGUAAAACACUGUGAGAAACGGCUUCCUCUGAAGUAACAUAGUUUUUUAGAAAGAGAUACCUUCUGACUCAAUAAACAAUUUCAGCUGCAUCCGAAAGCACAAAAAGUGUUCAACAAGGUUUUUUUCUUGCAUUAUUCUCUUCCAACUUCGAGCAGAUGACCACUAUUUUUUUUUUUUGUAUGCAUAUGUUGGGAUACACAGCCAGUGAGAGUCUGGUUUUUGACAUAUUUACCAAAGGUGUCCAGUGCCUUUAAAGUCCGUUGUUUUAAAGCAGAAUAACCCCAAAACCCGAUCCGUCAGACUGGGUGGGUGUGGAGGGGGUACCAUCGCCCCAUCCUACCCCACUAUCAUUGUAACAUAUUGAUCCACCUCCACCCAUCUAAACGCUUCCAAUUAUAACACACUUAAAAUAACUUCUUACGUCAUACAACUACUAAUCUCGUUUAACAGGGCAGUGUUUCAUAUUUUCUAGGCAACAACUAACAGUAGACCAUUGCCCAAUUUCAUGAAGUUGUUUUUUAGCAGAAAGUACUGCUUAACACAUCUUUGCUAAGCAAAAAUUGAGUGGGCACCAGAACAAUGUAAACUUAAUGUUGUUUUGGCUGACAAUCUGUUUCUGUUGGGCAAUGCUUAUCUUUGCUUGUGCUAAACAGGUAUGGACCCAUGGCUUGUUCGUGACUGGCUCCCCGCAUAGUUUUGCUUAAUAGCAUUAUAGCAA